AUGGCUGACUCCGAUGGCGAGUACCAUGAGAUGUCCGACGAUGACCUCCAGGUCGCCAACGGGAGAGGCGACGAUGCGAGGAAGGGAGGAAAGAAGGGAAAGAGCGGCAACUCCAAGGCGCGGUGGGAGGAGGUCAAGCGAAGUUGGGAGCAAGUCACAGAGGGCGCCGACGGCAGUCUCGCAGUCGGAGCGAGCUUGGAGGCCGAGAAGAGGAGGAGACUACUGAGAGACACAACACCGCUGCAGCGCGGUAUCAUCAGACAUCUGGUGCUGGUGCUGGAUAUGUCACUCGCCAUGAACGAGAAAGACAUGCUACCGAACCGCUACCGCGUAGCCUGGGCGUACGCGGCAGACUUUGUGAAGGAGUACUUUGAACAGAACCCAAUCUCGCAGCUGGGUAUCGUCGGCAUGCGGGACGGCGUGGCGCUUCGAAUCAGCGAGAUGAGCGGCAAUCCGACAGACCACCUGGAGAAGCUAAAGGAAUUCGAGGGCCAAGAUGCGUCGGGCAACCCGAGUUUGCAGAAUGCGCUCGAGAUGUGCCGUGGUGCACUCUUCCACGCGCCUUCCCACGGCACACGAGAAGUCCUCAUCGUCUACGGCGCCCUCCUCUCCUCCGACCCCGGCGACAUCCACACCACAAUAGAAUCCCUCAUAGCCGAUCGAAUCCGCGUAACGAUUGUCGGCCUCGCGGCGCAGGUCGCCAUUUGCGCGGAGCUAUGCAGCCGCACUAACGCCGGCGACGACACACAAUACAGCGUCUGCAUGAACGAUGCCCACUUCCGCGAUCUCCUCCUCGCCGCCACGACCCCGCCCGUCACCAGGACGGCCGCGCAGAGCACCGCCUCCCUGCUCAUGAUGGGCUUCCCCUCUCGCACCCUCGCGCAGGGAGAGACGACGGCCGUAUGCGCCUGCCAUAACAAACCCGCCCGCGAAGGCUACCUCUGCACGCGCUGCGCUACCCGCGUGUGCCGUCUGCCCAUCGAGUGCCCCGCCUGUAGCCUGACACUCAUUCUCUCCACCCAUCUCGCGCGCUCAUACCACCAUCUCUUCCCGUUGAGGAACUGGGUCGAGGUUCCUUGGGCUGCAGCUGCCAAGUCAAAAGCAUGCUGCUCCUGCCUUGCCAACUUUCCGGAACCACCUAAGGCCUCCAAAAAGAAGGACAAAACUAAGGAUCAAGAUGGCGUUGCUACGACGACUGGUCCGGUUGCGCCGACCCCGGUGAAAGCGGCAGAGCUCAAGGGAGUCAGCGAAAGUGGACGAUACGCCUGCACGGUGUGCGAUAAUCACUUUUGCAUCGAUUGCGACGUCUACGCACACGAGGUCAUCCACAAUUGCCCAGGAUGCCAAAGUGAUACCCGUGGGGCGACGAUGGAGGUAAUCAACGAGACGAAUGGGACGCAUGAGCAUCAAACCAAUGGGACUGCCAUGGUGGUAGACUCAUGA
Messenger RNA from Colletotrichum godetiae, 1443 nucleotides. RefSeq names its product Ssl1-like-domain-containing protein. Gene Ontology annotation, molecular function: zinc ion binding. NCBI's taxonomy places the organism in Eukaryota, Fungi, Ascomycota, Sordariomycetes, Glomerellales, Glomerellaceae. The coding region runs from base 1 to 1443 and encodes 480 amino acids. The record is from RefSeq and is a predicted model, not a curated record. The transcript is spliced from 2 exons. Gene Ontology annotation, biological process: DNA-templated transcription; nucleotide-excision repair; regulation of transcription by RNA polymerase II. Gene Ontology annotation, cellular component: transcription factor TFIIH holo complex; transcription factor TFIIH core complex.